This is a messenger RNA of Parasteatoda tepidariorum (common house spider), 2698 nucleotides long. The record is from RefSeq and is a predicted model, not a curated record. NCBI's taxonomy places the organism in Eukaryota, Metazoa, Arthropoda, Arachnida, Araneae, Theridiidae.
GUGGUGAAACUGGCAUUAAAUACAAAAUUGACCCCACGAAGAAUCCAUUUAAUGAAGCAACAGAAAAUCCUGAAAUACAUGCCGUUAUUGGUUCCACUGUGUCUCUCCCAUGCAAUCUCACCCCACCUUCUCCGGAUGAUUCAUUUUCCUUAGUACUGUGGUAUAGGCUUGAUUUACCAAAUCCUAUAUAUACAGUAGAUGUCAGAAGUGUCACUGCACCAGGAGACGCAAAACAUUUCUCCAGUAAAGUCCUUGGUACUAGAGCACGUUUUAAUGUGAGCAAUCAAAGACCUAGUCUAGCAUCACUUACUCUAGAAAAAGUUAGAGAAGACGAUGCGGGUGAUUAUAGGUGCAGAGUAGACUUCAAGAGGGGAAGAACUCUCAGUUGGUUGGUAAAGCUCAAUGUUAUUGUGCCUACAAAUAGUUUAGUGAUAAAAGAUAAGGAUAAUAAAACCUUAUCUGAAACGAUAGGUCCAUAUAAAGAAGGAUCAUCACUCACACUCAUAUGUGUAGCUCACGGAGGUCACCCACUACCUUCUGUGACCUGGUGGCGUUCCAAAUCAGAUUUGAUUGAUCAAUCGUACGAAGCUGAUGAAACAAAGGAGCUUGUUAGAAACGAAAUGAUCAUCGAAUCACUCAAAAGAGAAGAUUUGCUCACAGAAUAUACCUGCCAGGCUUCAAAUACAAAUUUAACAGCUCCCAUCACGAAUUUAGUGAAAUUGGACAUAAGCUUAAAUCCAACAGACGUCCGAAUUAAUGCACCUCAAAGUCCGAUUUCAGCGAAUGAAAGAGUGGAAAUAAUGUGUGUCAGCAAAGGUUCCAGACCCGCAGCACAAAUUUCUUGGUGGAUAGACGGCAAAGAUUUGAAGAGAUAUGCAACGGAUGAGGUUGAAGGAGAUGAAACACGAAGUAAACUAUUUUUUACGCCCACCAGUGACGACAAUGAAAAAAUAUUAACAUGCAGAGCGGAAAAUCCGGAAAAUCCACAAAGUGCCUUAGAGGACCAGUGGACUCUAAAUGUAUACUAUGCUCCGAUACUGUCGGUAUCUUUUGGUGCAAGUCAGCAACAUGAGAAUAUCCGGGAGGGAAGUGACGUUUAUUUCGAUUGCAACAUCCAAGCAAAUCCUCCUGCCACAGAUAUCAGAUGGAGAUUUAAAUCAAAGCCCCUCCUUCACAAUCCUUCCCAAGGAGUGAUUCUUAGGAAUUACACACUUCUCCUGCAGAACGUGAAAAGAAGUCAAAGGGGAAGAUAUAAAUGCAUGGCUUCGAAUUUGGAGGGAGAAGGUAUCAGUGAAGAAAUCAAUUUGCGCGUUCAGUUUGCUCCUGUUUGUGUGAAAGACCAGAAAACAACGUAUGGUGUAGCAAGGCACGAAGAGGCGAAUAUAACAUGUGCAGUUGAAUCAGAUCCCCCUGAAACAGCCUUCAAAUGGUCAUUCAAUAAUAGUCUUUCAGAAACAAUAAAAAUUCUUUCUUUUCACAAUGACGGUGCUUCAAAGAGUGUUGCCAGAUACAUACCCCGAACAAAAUUGGAUUAUGGUGCUCUGUAUUGCUUUGCGCAAAAUGCUGCUGGAACAAUGAAAGAUCCAUGCGUAUUUACUAUAAUGCCGACAGGACCCCCAGAACCAGUACAAAAUUGCUCAGUAACGAAUCAGUCUGCCAAUUUUCUCAUGUUAUCUUGUGAUGCUGGCGAUGACGGAGGAUUACCUCAGACAUUUCACUUGGAAGUUUAUAGUAUGAGUGCUGAACAACUUAUAAUGAAUAUGUCGGUGACAGAGACACCAGUUUUUGUAGCAGAAAAACUUAUUUCAAGCUCAUCUUAUAUUUUAGUUUUAUAUUCUUCAAAUACCAAAGGAAGGAGUACAUCUGUUGCACUAACUGCUCACACUUUAUUUUCAGCUGAGCCUAGAACAAGUGAUACACAGCCAGUUACAAUUAGUGCUGUAUUAGUUGUUUUAAUGGGAACAGUUGGAGCUCUCGUAUUUUUAGCCAUUUUAAUUAUUUUAAUAAUGAAGUCAAGAGGUGAUAGAAGAGGCAAAAACGAAGAGAAAACAACAGAAGAAAAGUUACCAGCGUCGUCAGAAAGUGUAUUUGAUGGCAAACAGACUGAUAUUUACACGAAAAAUUAUCAAACAGAAUAUGUUGAUUUGACUCCCAAUGCCCGAACAGAGAGGAUAUAUGAAAGUUUGGGAGAUUGCAAAGAAUACACAUAUGAAAAUGUUAUACACAAACCUCACUAUCCAUCGAAUCAGAACGCUCACAAUCACCAUCCUUUAUCAACUAUUGUUACAAGAUGACAUGAGGAGAUGUGCUAACUUUCGGAAAGCUUAAAAAGAACUUAAUGUGAAUGAGGAAAGGUGAAAUACCAUUGGCUAUUGAUUUUAAAGUAUCCACACGAUUUGAAAAAAAAAAUAUUUGAAACCAAAAAACUAUGUGGCAGUGUUCUACAUUGUUAUAGUUGACUAAUUUUGCUGUUUUUUACUUGCAGCAAAAUUAAACUCAUAUUCUUCUUCAGAAACUAUGUGUUGCAUUUGUUGUUCUAUAUAUUGUGUAUUAUGGUGUAAAGUACAAGCCUUCUUUCGAGGCUCGAAAUAUGUAUGUAUUGUAAUACAUGUUGUUUGUUAACGAAGUUUUCUACAUGAUAUUUACUCAGUGUUAAGUUACGCAUCUAGAAGUGAUGUUCAAGAUGGAUUGCUCUUAC